ACGCCGAUUCGUGACACUCUGACAGAAUUUCAUUUCCGUGGAUAUCUUGAAGAUGGUGAUUAUGCGGUCAUUGGACAGUUAAUAAAUCUCUCAAAGUUAUCAGUUAUCUCUUCACUUUAUGCAACCGAUGAACAGCUUAUGCACUUAAAAUCACUUCGCAACUUGGAGCAUCUCCACUUCGAUUGCUCCGGACCGGACUGUGAUAUCACUACUGAAGGCCUUAUACGAUUCUUUGAACAUCCUGCCGAGAACGCAUCAAAUUAUUUUCCGUACCGUCUCAAAUAUUUGUCUUUCUUCGAAUGUUACAAUUUCCACGCUGAUGUUGCAAAAGCACUUGUGAAAAGACCAAUGGUUCUCACAAGCGAGGUUGGGGGAGUGGGCCGUGCAACAUUUUUGAUUCAUUUGAAAUUCACAGACCCGUUAUAUUUUGUUUGCUUAUUCGCGUCAAGUGUACUUCAGUUGUCCACAGCUCGUAUCCCUGAACGUCAGCGGAAAUCGCCUUAUCCUCGAGGAAGGCUUAACAAUACUCAUCAAAGAAAUCUCCGAUUCAUUGACAUUUCGAGAAUGCACGAAGAGGAAGGUGAUUUCAAUGAAAUGGAUGAGCUGCAGUUUGAUGUGGUGCGAAACUUGUCUGAUGAGGACGUACCUCAACUCCAGUUUCUUCAGUCUCAUUACAAUAAGUUCGAUCAGGAGAUUUUUUGGAAGCUGAACAUGAAACGUCCAAAUUUGAUGAUUACGACUAGACGUGAUUAUUUCAUCAACUGGGAUAUUCGAGAUGGAAAACCGUUCUUGAAUGAUGAUUUCAAAGGAGACAUGAAUCAUUUACUGAAUGACCUCAACGAAUGUGACGGUUUUUGCUGCAUGGGAAUGCCGUAUGUAUGGUUUGCUUGGUGA
Anisakis simplex (herring worm) is the source of this 894-nucleotide messenger RNA. Lineage: Eukaryota; Metazoa; Nematoda; Chromadorea; Rhabditida; Anisakidae. The record is from the annotation of a GenBank genome assembly.